UGCAUUCUGAAAAAUCAGGCAUAUUCUGCGGACAGACUGCAGUCGGCUCAGGUUUUCUGUUCUGGAUUUUAAGAAACUAUUGUUCCUUUGAGCAGUUUUACUGACCCUGGAUCAGUUUCUGGUGUAGAAAUCAAACAGAAUUAAUUUCAUCAGUAUUUUUUAUCGAUCAGGCCAGAGCUCCAGCAAUGCAUCACUUAAUUUCUUUAUUGUUAGUCAUUAUUGGGCUGCAUGUGAGCAUUCAGACAUUCAUAAUGGAUUCUGAUCCAGACAUCAACAGAAAAAACAGAUGGUGGCUGAAUGUGUACUAUGGAACGAACUGGGGAUCAUGGGGGUUUAAGGACAUCUGUCCAAAUGGAACGUACGCUGCAGGGUUCAGUCUAAAGGUGGAACAACUUUCCUAUGGCUUUUGGGAUGAUAACACUGCACUCAACGGGAUUCGCCUUCACUGCGUCGAUCCGUCCAAAGGCUUUUCAAGCUCAUAUGAAAACUAUGCCUCAGUUCAGUCAGAAGUAGGAAGCUGGGGUCAGUGGACAGAAAUCAAAUGGUGCCCUUCUGGAUUCUUGACAGCAUUUCAGCUGAGAGUCGAAUCUUCUCAAGGAAUUGAAGACGACACAGCCGCAAACAACAUCAGAUUCAGAUGCAGUCGAGGGUCUUUGUUGGAGGGUGACGGCACAGCCUGGGGCGAGUGGGGCUAUAUGAGCAGAACAUGUGAAGGAAAAGCGAUUUGUGGCAUCAUGACACAGGUAGAAGAGCCACAGGGAAUGAGAGAUGACACCGCUCUCAAUGACGCGAGCAUGUUAUGCUGCGAUUAAGGUGUAAGCGGACGACAGCAAGAACAGCUAAAAGAUCAGAUGGAUUGUAAUAAUUGAUUGAAUGCAAUGAUGAGCUAACAAAACUGUGGUAUGACACGGUUCAUGUAAGUGAAA
Messenger RNA from Sinocyclocheilus rhinocerous, 926 nucleotides. Its product is annotated as vitelline membrane outer layer protein 1-like. The transcript has 5 exons. The record is from RefSeq and is a predicted model, not a curated record. NCBI's taxonomy places the organism in Eukaryota, Metazoa, Chordata, Actinopteri, Cypriniformes, Cyprinidae. The coding region runs from base 186 to 812 and encodes 208 amino acids.